AUGGAUAAUCCAAAUUUGUCUGCCCAGUUUGGUGAAUUUCCUUCACUACCAAAUACCCAGAUCAGUCAUGAAUUAUUGGUGGCGACAGAAGAAGGUGGCCAUGAGAAUGGCUUGUCGUCUGAAGAAAUCAUUAAAGCUGCGGGCACUCAGUAUAUGGAUGCUUGUUGUAAUGAGGGCUUCAAUCUUAACCAGUUUUUCGCCGUUCCAGCCCUGCCCAGGGAAAUACGGAAUGGGCUUGAAAUGGCUCAUCUUCUUUUGUGCUCGGCAGACAUGAUCAGCAACAGGCGAUAUGAAGAAGCCUCCAGAAUGCUAAGCCAAUGCAAGAAACUCUCUUCCCAGCUGGGGCAUCCCAUACAGAGGCUCUGUUAUUAUUUUUCCGAAGCCCUCCAAGAGAGAAUCGAACGCCAGAUCAGCAGCGAGCCAAAUAAAGCGAAACAAAUAACCCCUGAUUAUUAUCUACUCGCUCUGUGUACUACGGUAUCUCCCUAUGCAAAAGUGCUACAAUUCACGGGCGUCCAAGCUAUCCUUGAUGCCGUAAGGGGGGAGAAAAGAAUUCAUGUGAUUGAUAUGGGAAUUCGAACUGGAUGCCAAUGGACAACAUUGAUUCAGUCUCUCUCUCACAAAAUAUCUUCUUCUUCCGUUAGGCAUCUCAGGAUGACAGCUGUUGGAGUGAAUUCUGAUGUUCUAGAAGACAGUGGAAAAAGGCUUACAGAGUUCGCUAAAACCAUGGAAAUUCGCUUUUCCUACCGUUCAGUCAGGAUCUCAAAUAUGGAGGAGAUUCACGAAGGUUUAUUCAAUGUUAAAGCCGGUGAGUUCGUUGCGGUGUAUGCUCCCAUUGUUUUCGGACGUUUGUUAUAUGAUCCCAUUCUUCUCGGAAAUACUGUUAAUGUUAUCAUGAAAUUAAAGCCCCACAUUUUGGUUGUUUCUGAAGUAGAAGCGCAGCAUAAUUCCCCCUCUUUUCCGAAUCGUUUCAUUGAGGCACUUUUCUAUUACAGCGCUUACUUUGAUUGUUUGGAGGCUGUGCGGCACGACAGAAAUGAUUUGAAGAGGGUCAAGUAUGAAGAAGUAUGCCUUCAGAAUGAAAUAAGAAAUAUAAUAGCCUGCGAGGGGGAGUCCAGGUGGGCGAGACACAUAAUGAUGGAUAGGUGGAGGUGUUUCUUCAGAAUGGUGGGAUUUAUAGAAAUGAGAUUCAGCUAUCGGGCUUGGUAUCAGGCAAGAUUAUUGCUCAACGAAUAUAAUCAUGGAGAUAAUUUUACAAUUGAGCCCAAUGGAUCUGCUAUGAGUGUAGGGUGGAAAGGGACACGCUUGUACACACAGUCUGUAUGGUCUUGUAAGAGAAUGCCCAAGGGUUAG
Messenger RNA from Cryptomeria japonica (Japanese cedar), 1353 nucleotides. Its product is annotated as GRAS family protein RAM1-like. Bases 1 to 1353 code for a protein of 450 amino acids. NCBI's taxonomy places the organism in Eukaryota, Viridiplantae, Streptophyta, Pinopsida, Cupressales, Cupressaceae. The transcript has a single exon. Gene Ontology annotation, molecular function: DNA-binding transcription factor activity; sequence-specific DNA binding. The record is from RefSeq and is a predicted model, not a curated record. Gene Ontology annotation, cellular component: nucleus. Gene Ontology annotation, biological process: regulation of DNA-templated transcription.